Messenger RNA from Fusarium odoratissimum NRRL 54006, 1935 nucleotides. RefSeq lists its product as uncharacterized. Gene Ontology annotation, biological process: vacuolar transport. NCBI's taxonomy places the organism in Eukaryota, Fungi, Ascomycota, Sordariomycetes, Hypocreales, Nectriaceae. The record is from RefSeq and is a predicted model, not a curated record. The coding region runs from base 543 to 1484 and encodes 313 amino acids. The transcript has 2 exons.
GACAAAUACUUGUCCCGGUGUUGGAGAAUGUCCUCUCACAAAGGGGCCAAUCACCAGCCACACAUGUCGCCACAAAUCCAAGCCCCAUGUGUCUUAAUUCUUCGGUCAAGGGGUGUAGAGCAAGGCGUGGAAGGCCAGGGCAGGUUUUACUAUUUGUGGAAAAGACCGUUUGAGGUUUUGGGGAUUGCAACAGGAGCCAGGCCCAGGGACCACAACGCGUAAUCAGGGAGAAUACAUACAUCAUCUCCAUCUCCAUAUCGCCAAAACCCUCGCGACUCGGGCCUGAAACUAUAUGUUUGUGUCUUCUCUGUGAAGUUGUUCCGCUUACUCACCUGUUCCUUCAUUAUCAGCCCCUUUUUUGGUGACCAUUGUUUUUGAUGAUAGGCUUUAUCGCAAUCAUAUAGCUCCGAUCAACCAGGCAGUAGAUCUGUCCCGACGUCCAUUCCAUUCUAAUCCAUUCGUCUCGCCUUCAAUACUCCAACGACCAAUAUCCUCAUACGGUUUCGAAUCGAUAACCAUCGAUAACCAUCGAGUCCAUCAUCAUGCGCUUCCAAGCAUUACCAUUCGCUUUAUCGUUACUCGGUUCGGCGAGCGCUCAAGUCGCAGAGCAACCGACAACCACGAUCCAAGUCCCACAAUGUACAGCAACUUCACAUACCGGCAUGGGCGGCUUCUUCGAUCUACGACCAGACAUGGCCGUCGUGCCCGAUGAGAACACAAAGAAGUACGCCGUGACAAAGGACUACUUCUCAAAGGGCUACGACUACGGAAAGAACUUCACAUUAAACAUCUGCGGUCCGGUCGUGGAGCCAGUCACAAACGUCGUUGGUGUCGAGCCGCCUUUGUGGCAGAACGUGAGCGCUUAUUACAUGGUGGGAGGCGAGGUCUUCUCAAUAGGUUUCGAAUCAAUGGACUUACAGAGCCGUGGUCGCAAGUUGGUUCUUCAAUACACAGGGGGCUCUCCUUGCGGCGCCGACGUCAACAAGACGGAACCUAUCUACGAACGAUCCGCCCAGCGCGACUCGUACCUCGAGGAUGAGAACGACUUGACGGCUUACACACCUGUUCCGGAACCCGAGGAGCCCGCUGAGGAGGAACCGAAGCCAAAGGACAAGCGAAGACGCAAGUCGACGACCAUUUCGUUCCACUGCGAUCGAGACCCAACCACAACCUCUGCCAGCGUCUCCUUUGUCGGCACAGACCCAGACGAAUGCGCCUAUUUCUUUGAGGUCCGAUCCUCGCACGCAUGCGCCCACGCAGAGCCGCAUAAGCCCGGUAGCGUCGGUCCAGGCAGCAUCUUCGGACUCAUCGUCGUGAUUGCGGUGCUCGUGUACUUCCUCGGCGGCAUCUUCUACAACCGGACGGUGACCCAUGCGCGCGGCUGGCGACAACUCCCCAACUACAGCUUAUGGGCGGGAAUCUGGAGCUUCAUCUGCGUGCGUCGUCCCCUCCCCGGCUCCAAGCCCGAGCGAUACUCUCCCUGAGUUAUUUUCCUUUCUCUUUUUGCUCCUCCGUUAUUUUUUUUGGUUUUAUAGAAAAGAAACUGGGGGCUGACAGGUGAGGUUUUCUCUUUUGGUUUUAUAGGAACUUUGUUUUUGCUGCUUCACGGCUUGUCUGAGACGAAUCACCGUUCGACGUGGCUACCAACAAGUACACUCGAGUCCGAGUCGGAGAGAGCAGGAUAGAGAUGCCGAGAAUCGGCUGAUUGACCAACUAGAUGAGGAGUGGGAAGAUUGAGGCUAGAGUAGGAGGAUCAUAGAUGCGUGGUGUUUCUUUUUCACUGGGUGUUGUUGUCUCGGGGCCUGGAUUGGGCUCUCAUGUUUAAAAUCAUGAUCGGAGUUUUAGGGGCACGAUAUUGGUCACGCGUUGUACUGGGCUUGAGAUUGGUCGGUACUUCAAAAACAUGUUAAAGUUGAUCAAAUUCGUCCAUGGCUA